CUGCGCCUUUCGCCCACAGCAGACCACAUCUACCACUACAGCAACCGCGAGACGGGACACAACAUAAUGGAUAACGAACACCAAGAAAUGCACGGCGAGCAAUCGCACCUGCCUCCACACAUCGAGCGCUCUCAGUCGAGUUCCUCUUCUUCGUCGGUCGAUCACGAGCACGAUUCCCACAUCCACCAGCCGACUCCGAUUCGCCCUCGUCUACCCAGUCGAAAGAGCAGCGGUCCGUUGGUUGUGCCGAGAGAUAGCUCCGCCGUUGGUCCUAUCGACACCGAGUUUGGACCCGAUGAUGUUAGAGCAAUGAGCCCGAGGAGGACGAGCGAGGACAUCGAAGCGCUCGGCAGAGAAGCGAGGGAAGAACUGAAGAGACACGCCAAGGCUCUCCAGGAGUCCCUCAUCACUAUUUUCAAUCGCAUUGAGGCGGUCAGGGAAGAACACGACAAGCUCGACAACAACAACAAGUUCCUUCAAAAGUACAUCGGCGAUUUGAUGACGACGAGCAAAAUCACAGCGCCUCCAAGCAAGGGCAAGAAAUGA
Colletotrichum karsti is the source of this 546-nucleotide messenger RNA. RefSeq lists its product as uncharacterized. The record is from RefSeq and is a predicted model, not a curated record. The transcript is spliced from 2 exons. Gene Ontology annotation, cellular component: trans-Golgi network. NCBI's taxonomy places the organism in Eukaryota, Fungi, Ascomycota, Sordariomycetes, Glomerellales, Glomerellaceae.